Molecule: messenger RNA, 642 nt
Organism: Fraxinus pennsylvanica
Lineage: Eukaryota; Viridiplantae; Streptophyta; Magnoliopsida; Lamiales; Oleaceae
Source: the annotation of a GenBank genome assembly
AUGGCAGCAUUUUCACCGUGCAGAGAUAUUAACAGCACUAUUUUAUGCAAAAGUGGAGCGAUUUCUUUGGUGGGCUCUUCGGCUUUUCCUCUGCAGGAACCAAGACCAACGCCUGCUAAUUGUUUGCUAAAAGAAAGGGUCAUUUCGCAAAGAUUUUUCUCAAGAGCAGCAUCCUUUUUGUCAAUGAAAGCCUCUUGUAGAUUAUUAUUUAAGAAAGUACCUUCUACAAUUCCCAGAUGCAGUGACCCCUCUAACUCGAGUGUUGGUAAAGAAGAAAUCUCAGACCAGGAGAAGACACCUUUUGGAUACACAAGAAAGGAUGUUUUACUGAUUGGACUUGGAGUUACUCUUGCUGGCAUUGGCCUGAAAAGUGGAUUGGAGUUCAUUGGAGUUGAUCCGUUACAAGCUGGGAAUGUUGUUCAGUUAGUCCUGGUAUUGGGGCUUACAGUCGGAUGGAUUUCUACUUACAUAUUCCGAGUUUCAAACAAGGAAAUGACAUAUGCUCAACAGUUGCGCGAUUAUGAAGACAAAGUCAUGCAGAAAAGAUUAGAGAGCUUGACAGAAGCAGAGUUAGUAGCAUUGCUUGAACAGGUUGAGGAAGAGAAGAUACGCGUGCCUGGUGGUGAGCAACAAGUCAAAUAA